Messenger RNA from Phlebotomus papatasi, 2192 nucleotides. RefSeq names its product cytochrome P450 6a9-like. Gene Ontology annotation, molecular function: monooxygenase activity; iron ion binding; oxidoreductase activity, acting on paired donors, with incorporation or reduction of molecular oxygen. The coding region runs from base 436 to 1944 and encodes 502 amino acids. The transcript is spliced from 3 exons. The record is from RefSeq and is a predicted model, not a curated record. NCBI's taxonomy places the organism in Eukaryota, Metazoa, Arthropoda, Insecta, Diptera, Psychodidae.
ACUCAAACGUAAGUUGACUAUACAACAAUCACAGCUCGCAUUCACUAAGCUAGAAUAAGCUCAAAGUUUAACUGUAUACACGUAUCUUAAAUUUCUAAUCUAUAUGAUUAGACAAAUAGCCAGACAUUUUUCACUAGAUCAGCAAACAAAAUUGUGAUAUAUAUUUUUAUUAUAUACUUCACUCACUACACCGCAAAUAAUACAUUACAAUCGAAAGCUUUGAAACAUACAGCAAAAUGAAAUAUUUCUAAGGGGACCAUUAAUGAAUUAGCAAAAAUAAGCACCAUCACAACUUUACUGAUAUAAUACUGUCACGUUUCUACAAGACUCUAUAAAGCUCCGUUUUUGCGAAUUUGGAAAUAUAUCUCGCGGAACUGUGGAGUAGAAAGUAUCACAAUUCGUCCGUGAUUUUGUUUUUCAAUAACCAAAUAUAUUAUGGAUUGGAAUUUAGUUUUGGUGACUGUUGUGACACUGCUAGUGGCAGGAUACCUGUAUGUGAAGAAACAGUUCCAAUAUUGGGAAAAGAAAGGAGUUCCUUAUGUCAAACCAGUAUUUCCUUAUGGUAUUCUCGAGGGAAUGGGCAGGACGAAACACACGUGUCAAAUCUUCACAGCAGCAUACAAUGAGCUCAAAAGCCAAGGUAUUUUUGGAGGAGUGUACUUCUUCACAAAGCCCGUUGUUAUUCCAACGGAUUUGGAAUUUCUGAAAUGUAUUUUCGUAAAGGAUUUUCAUUAUUUCACCGAUAGAGGAUUCUAUGUUAAUGAAAAAGAUGAUCCUCUAUCUGGUCAUCUGUUUGCACUAACUGGACAACGUUGGAGAAAUUUGCGUAACAAACUAAGCCCUACUUUUACAUCAGGGAAGAUGAAGAUGAUGCACAGUACAAUUAUAGCUGUUGCCAAAGAGUUCCAGAAUUAUUUAGCACCCUUUGCUGAUAAGAAGGCAACCAUUGAAAUUAAGGAUGUUUUAUCGAGAUUUACAACUGAUGUUAUUGGAAAUUGUGCUUUUGGAAUUGAAUGUAAUAGUCUUAAAGAGCCUGACACGGAGUUUCGAAGGAUCGGAAAGAGAGUAUUUGAAUUCACGUCUUUUGAAUUCGUUCGAAUAUUCUUCCUAAUUAUGUUUCAAGACUUGGGUCGUUUAUUGAAAAUGAAAAUUAAUAAACCUGAAGUGUCUGAGUUCUUCAUGAGGUUGCUCAAAGAAACUACUGAGUAUCGUGAGAAGAACAACAUCAAAAGAAAUGAUUUUCUAACACUUUUGAUGCAAAUCAAGAAUACAGGAAAACUUGAAGGUGAUGAUAUGGAUUUAGGAAAAAUGUCAUUCGAAGAACUUGCUGCACAAACAUUCCUCUUCUUCAUUGCGGGUUAUGAAACCUCAUCAUCUACGAUGACUUUUGCUCUCUACGAAUUGGCUCAACAUCAGGAUAUUCAGGAUAAAGCCAGAGCAGAAGUCAAUGGCAUAUUGGAGAAAUACAAUGGUGAAUACACUUAUGAAGCUUGCAUGGAGAUGAAAUACAUCGAUCAAAUUAUCAAUGAGACUCUCAGGAAGCAUCCUAUAGUGGACAACCUAUUGAGAAUCUGCGGACAGGAUUAUCAUGUUCCUGGUACAAAGCAUAUUAUUGAAAAGGGGACAAUGGUAUCAAUUCCGGUUUAUGGUAUUCAUCAUGAUCCCGAAAUUUAUCCUGAUCCUGAAAAGUUUGAUCCGGAUAGAUUUACCGAAGAGAACAUCAAAGCACGACAUCCUUAUGCUUGGCUACCAUUUGGAGAAGGUCCUAGGAUUUGUGUUGGAAUGAGAUUUGGUGUUAUGCAGACUAGAGUUGGAUUGGCUAAUUUGCUUUCAAAAUACCGAGUUAAGACGACCCCUAAAACAGCAAUACCUUUAGUUCUGGACCCUGCAAGCACAGUAAUGACUCCUAAAAAUGGAAUGUGGUUGCAAGUUGAAAAAAUUUAAUUGCAAUCAUUUUAAAUUGACAUUAGAUAUAGUUUGAGAUAAUAACUGCAGAGUAUUAUAAUGCUGUCGUAAAAUUUGUGCAGAAUCACGGCCAGUAAUAGAGGAAAAAUUAAAGUGAUAUCUCAUAUCUUUUAUCAAAAAUCAAUAAAGGUUUUAAGUUUUUAUCUUAUCUCUAAAUUUUUAAUAUAGAAUUUGUUAAACAAAAAUUCAGAAUUGAGAUAUAAAUAUAAUAAAUGACCUUGAUAAGA